CCGCGUAGACGUCGGCUCCGUCUGGGUUGGACUCGCCGUCGUCGUCUCGUCUCGUCUCCAGCGAGUUCGAGGCUUCGAGAGCGAGAGAGCAACGAAUCGGGAGAGGAGGAGCUCGCUCGAAUCGGAUCGAACCCUACGAGCGCGGGCGGAGGCGGAGCUCAUCGCCGGAGUAGCGGCGGCGCGCGGCGCCAUGGACGAGAGGGAGUUCCGGCGGAUGCUCGAGCUCUUCCCCGUCGUCCGAUCUCGCGACUACUGCGCUGAAUCAGGGGCAUCAAGCAAAGGCAGCACACAGCAAUCACGGGCUCAGGAGGCAACAAGGGGCAACAAAAAUGAGUCAUCUGAUCAAUUCAUGAAAAAAUUGAAGAUGGUUGCUGAGAAAAAGGUUGGAGCAACAAAGGCAGAGUUGUUCUGCAAGACAUUUGAAGAAGCCCAUAAGAAACUUGUUUACAAAGAGCUGAACCUAGAUGCUGCUCAAAGAUUUCUGAAUGCCUAUGAGAAACGAUCAUGAAUUAUAGCCAGAUAUUGUUCAAAGAUCUGCAGACGCCAAACUGAGGGAUUUUAUUGAGGCGCGGCGUGCUGGCGCUGUUGAUAAUUCUGAUUGCUGGUUCUUGUAUGAUUCUGCUAAUUGUGAUAGACGAUAAUAUCAAUAGACAUGAGCUAGCCGCAUUAUUUCAGAUUAUUACAUCCUCCCGAACAGACGACAGUUCCAAUCAACUGAUCGGUUUUUUUGUGAUUGGAUUUAUGUCAGCUUUCAUGAGAAUGAAAAUGCCUGAAACUGUUCUAGAA
Messenger RNA from Oryza sativa Japonica Group (Japanese rice), 786 nucleotides. RefSeq lists its product as uncharacterized. The record is from RefSeq and is a predicted model, not a curated record. NCBI's taxonomy places the organism in Eukaryota, Viridiplantae, Streptophyta, Magnoliopsida, Poales, Poaceae.